Messenger RNA from Rodentolepis nana, 537 nucleotides. Lineage: Eukaryota; Metazoa; Platyhelminthes; Cestoda; Cyclophyllidea; Hymenolepididae. The record is from the annotation of a GenBank genome assembly.
AUGGAAAGGAAACGAAGUGAACGGGAUACGCAGAAAACAUUUGGUGCUAAAACGGAUGUACUUUUACAGACCCAAGCGAUACCACAAGUUGAAUUUGAACGGAUAUUGGACCAACUACAAAAGCAGUUAAAUGUUCCACAUCGAAGAUAUAAGCCAAUAAUUGAAAAACAAAUGGAUUUUGCACGAUUCCUUCAUGAAAGACUCAUUCAUUUACGAAAUUUAUCUCAACCUCGAAAGGUUUCUCAUCAAAAUGAGGAAAAUUCUGAUGAUGGGGAAACGGUAUCUGAUUUAGUGGCGAAUGAAUCAAGAACUAUGCAUGCGCAAGAUCUAUCAAUAACUGCUCAACUUGAUAACCUUUCGAUUUCCGAAAGUGCGCCGAACAACAUUACCUCUGAAUCAACACCUAUUUCAGCGAGUCAAAUUCAAAUGGACAUUAAUAACUCUGUAAUUGGUAGCUUUCCAUCGUCUGACACGUUCAAUGGAGAAAUGACCAAUAUUGAAGACCGUCUACGUGGGAUGCAUAUGGAAGACAGUUGA